AUGGUUCGAAAAGCUCCCCUACAUGGCAUACGAGUGCUUGAGUUUGCGGGACUAGCACCAGGGCCCUUUGCUGGCUUGCUUUGUAGCGAUUGGGGUGCUACGGUGCUUAGAGUGGACAGGCCGACAUCUUCCAGCGGCGGCCUCAACUCCAAAGACCUUCUGACACGAAGAAAGAGCUCCAUUGUCGUUGACCUCAAGACUACCGAUGGUAUUAGGACCAUUAGAGACAUCAUCAAACAUGUCGACGUCGUCAUCGACCCCUUCAGGCCAGGAGUCUUGGAGAAGCUGGGCCUUGGACCUGCGGAAUUAGCAUCGCUCAACCCGAGGCUGAUCUUAGCCCGAAUGACAGGAUUCCGAAGGGAUGGCAAGUAUCGCAACAUGGCUGGCCAUGAUAUCAAUUAUGUGGCCGUGUCAGGCGUUUUGUCCAUGCUGGGCCCGUCAGAUGGAGUGCCAUCCCCUCCCAUGAACCUGCUGGGAGACUUCGCCGGCGGCGGUCUGGUCUGCUUUCUCGGCAUAGUUCUGGCCCUGUUGGAACGCACCACCUCAGGACGCGGCCAGGUCGUGGAGGCCAACAUGGUGGAUGGCAGUGCAUUCAUUGCCACAUCUCCGAGGCUGAACAUGAAGACGUCGCUGUGGAACCGAGAUCGCGGCACAAAUCUCUUGGAUGGCGGCUGCCCUUACUACGCAGUGUACGAGACAAAGGAUUCGGGAUACAUGGCAGUAGGUGCUCUCGAGCCACAAUUCUUCGCCAUCCUCGUGGGGAAGCUGAAACCCUAUGGGCUACAAUAUCCUCCAGACAGGGAGGAUCGAUCCUCGUGGCCUGAGUUACGAGACCAGUUGGCGAAGAUCUUCAGAUCCCAAUCACGGGCACAUUGGGAAUCGAUUUUCGACGAGACUGACGCUUGUGUCACUCCUGUUCUCACGCAGCAGGAACUCGAGGCAUCCCGAUACGAGCAAAGACCUAUUGUCAGGCUAGAUACGUCUCCAGCGCUUCCCAAUAAUAUCCCUGGAUAUGACGGAUACAAAGCUAGCCCUCUGAGGGCUGGACAUGGCGGAGUACAAGUUCUGUCGGAGUGGCUGGGGUGGAAGCAGGGGCUUGACUUUGAUGACACCGACAGGGGAAUAGUCGGGCACGCUACCAAGUCCGCCAAGCUAUGA
Fusarium fujikuroi IMI 58289 is the source of this 1158-nucleotide messenger RNA. Its product is annotated as probable alpha-methylacyl-coa racemase. The record is from RefSeq and is a predicted model, not a curated record. The coding region runs from base 1 to 1158 and encodes 385 amino acids. The transcript is spliced from 3 exons. Gene Ontology annotation, molecular function: catalytic activity. Lineage: Eukaryota; Fungi; Ascomycota; Sordariomycetes; Hypocreales; Nectriaceae.